AUGGUCAUGGAUGAAGAAAAAGAAGAUAAAUUUAUGAUUGAGAUGGAAGCAAGGAUGUACGCGCCUUUAGAAUGGGAUUCACCGGCAAUAUGCAAAAUACAGGAUCUCAAAGAAGUGCAGUACGAAGAAGCUCUGCGUCUGAUAAAAAAUCAUUUCUUUCGAGAAGAGCCCAUGUGCAAAACGGUGUCCUUACUGCAAGAUGAGAAAUCUGUGAAUGUAUAUCUCGAUCUUAUAAAAACGUGGAUGAAAGACACCACCAGCUUGGUAGCUCUUAGUCUGGCAUCGGGACGUGUCAUCGGAGUCGCUGUUACGCGAGUUAAUAGUGAUUCAGAUAAAUCUGAUACGUAUAAUCGAGUGCAAGAUUUCAAGGGAAAGGCCUUGGAGAAAAUUAUGACUUUAAUCAGCGCUUUAAUAAAACAAACGGACGCGUACAAAGAGCUCGAAUGCGACGUGUAUUUUCGAGUUCAUAUCCUAUGCGUUCAUCCAUCAUAUCAACAGAAGAACAUUGGUGCCGCCCUCUUGAAUACUUGCGUCCAAGUCGCGUCCACGCUGAAUUUAGCAGCCAUCGGUGGCGUUUUCACGUCAGGUCGCAGUCAAUCGCUCGCGUUGAAACAUGGAUUCCGUCUCGUCUCGGAAAUCCGUUACAGUCGGUGGAUUAUCGACGAUCGCGUUGUAUUCGAUGAUACCGGCAAAGGGAAUUACUCGGCCGCUUUUAUGGGGAUGCGAGUGUCUACCGAGGAAUCGCUCCGCAAGUCCUGA
This is a messenger RNA of Formica exsecta, 759 nucleotides long. RefSeq lists its product as uncharacterized. The coding region runs from base 1 to 759 and encodes 252 amino acids. NCBI's taxonomy places the organism in Eukaryota, Metazoa, Arthropoda, Insecta, Hymenoptera, Formicidae. Gene Ontology annotation, molecular function: N-acetyltransferase activity. The transcript has 3 exons. The record is from RefSeq and is a predicted model, not a curated record.